CCCUCCCACUGAAACACUCACAGAAACACACCGAACGCGGGAGAGGUAUUUAAAACUUUUUAAGAUCUGUCACCGUCACUGUCAUCUCGAAAACGGUCGUAUUUGUCAGUAUAUUAAUUAAUACACCAACAGAAGAUUUUGCACCGGUCGUUUCUUGAGUCAGCCGAAGGAAACGUUAUUCCGUAAAGUCACCAAGAAAGUUCUUGAGCGUUACUGAAGAUUCGCUGACAGUGCAAACUAAGCAAGAAGACACCCUGUCGCCUCUGUUUCUAUACGUCUGUCUUUAGGAAGGCACUCUCUUCGAACCAUGUGGCUAACAGCAUACAUACAUCCCUCCACCUUCCUGGCUUUGACCUUCUGCUACUUGGCCUCUGCAGGUCCAUUAUCUCGAAGCCCUUGUGAACUGCUGCCAGUUGGAGUGGGCCACCCAGUUCAGGCAAUGUUAAAGAGUUUCACCGUCCUUUCUGGAUGUGCUAGCCGAGGAACCACUAGCCACCCUCAGGAAGUACACAUCAUCAAUAUACGAAAAGGCAAUGCUCAAGGUGAAGAGAAACCAGCAGAGGUGGCGCUACAGCUGCGGCCCAUCCAGUCUUUGCGUGUGCAUCAGAAACCGUUGGUUUUUGUCUUGAACUCCCCUCAGCCGAUAAUCUGGAAACUUCAUACAGAGAAUCUAGCCCCAGGAGUCAAACGCAUUUUCCACGUUGCAGAGGGUUCGGAAGUUCGCUUUGAGGCAGGGAACUUCUCUCAGUCCUGUGAGGUGAAGAUAGAAACUCUUCCUCACGGCAACGAGCACCUGCUGUCCUGGGCCCAACAACGCUAUCGGGCAGUUACUUCCUUUAGUGAGCUCAAAAUGGCUCACGACAUCUACAUCAAAGUUGGAGAAGAUCCUGUCUUCUCAGAAACUUGUAAGAUUGAUAACAAGUUCCUGUCAUUGAACUACCUGGCCAGCUACAUCCAGCCCCAGCCAUCUACAGGGUGUGUUCUUUCAGGUCCUGAUCAUGAUCAGGAGGUCCACAUCAUUGAGCUGCAGGCACCAAACUCCAGCAGUGCAUUCCAGGUGGAUGUGAUCGUGGAUUUAAGGCCAUUGGACGAUGGUGCUCCCCUCCACCGUGACGUUGUGUUGCUUCUAAAAUGUGAGAAGUCAGUGAACUGGGUGAUCAAAGCCCACAAAGUCAUCGGCAAACUGGACAUAGUGACGUCAGACAGUGUCACUUUGACUGGAGACACAGAAAGGCUGAUGCAGGUGUCAAAGACAGUGAAACAACAGCUGCCUGCAGGACCUCAGGCUCUGAUCCAAUGGGCAGAGGACAAAGGAUUCAUACCAGUCACAUCCUACACUAACACCCCUGUCGCCAACCACUUCAACCUGCGCCUCAGAGAGCAAGAUACAGGGACUAUAGAUGACAGCAUGUUUCCACCAGAACUGUCCAUUUUACGCAAUGUCAACCCACUUCCAAAGUCGAGUGACCGGGAUUUCCCGGCACGGACAGGGCUGCCCUUUCCUUUCCUGCCAUCCAUGGAGCAGAGUCUUCCAUUCCCCCCUCUGACCCCAUCUCUGGAAGAUCAGCUCUAUCGGACUGGGGGUUUUGAAGAGCAGAAGGGGGCUCCAAGUGUAGGAUUCAGUGUGCAGUGUGAGAAGAACAGAAUGGUGGUCUGCAUUGACAAGGAAACACUACAGGCAAAUGGGUUUGGCAAGGCCAAUAUUACUCUUCAGGAUUCUCAAUGCAAAGCAACCUUCAACACCACCCACUAUAUACUGGAGACUCCCCUGUCAGGCUGCCAAACAGCAAAAUACCCCUCCCACCCCAGCGCAGUGUCCCUCUAUGUCAAUUCCAUUGUUAUCAGCCAAUCAGAACAGAGGGAUGGAAGUGGCUGGCCUGGUGAUUAUGAAGAUCUGGAGUCUGGAGAUGUCGUAUUCCUAGGAGAUGCACAGGUUACAGAAAAACAUUUGCCAGAGAGCGGACAUCGCACCACUAUCUUGUUCAACUGCACAUACCGUAAGAACCAAGACAUACCUGUUGAUUUUAAUUUGGGACCUGAUGAUUCCUCUGCAAAUCACCUGAACAAUGUAACAUUUAGUAUGGAGCUGUACAAUAAUCCCCACUACCACAACACCCAGUCAUUCCUAACCAUCGCUGAGAACAGACGCAUCUAUGUGGAGAUUUCAGCCACUAAAGCAGACCCAAACCUUGGGUUCAUGAUCCAGAACUGCUUCAUCUCUCCAGACUCCAAUCCUGACACACUGUCCGGACUGGAGUAUUUCGUCAUAGAGAACAUCUGCCCCAAAGACGAUUCUGUGCACUAUUACCCUGAACGAGGCGAUUUCCCCUUCCUUCUUACUCAAACGGACCACAAACGCUUCAGUUUCACCUACAGAUCCAAGUUCAAUGUGUCAUUGCUCUUUCUGCACUGUGAGAUGUCCCUCUGCUCCACAAGAAAUGACAAGCAGAUAAACAUGCCAGAGUGCAUGUUGCCAGAUGAAGCCUGCAGUUCCCUCAGUUUGGAAAACAUCCUUCUCAUGAUGAUGAACACCAAGCCUUUAACCAAGCCAAUGGUGGUCAUCUCUGACAAUACCCAUGACACUGUAAAGGUCACAGAAGAGCCCAGGAAAGGUCAGCCAGACAUCAUAUAUAUCCUUGACACGCCGACUGUGGUGGGCAUCGCGUUUGCUGCCUUUGUGAUCGGAGCCCUUCUAACAGGAGCUCUAUGGUUCAUCUACUCGCAUACAGGUGACGCAGCGGCGAGGCGGCAAGUGGCAAAGUCUCAACCAGUGUCUGAGAACAGCAGUGCAGCUCACAGCAUCGGAAGCACUCAAAGUACGCCGUGUUCAAGCAGCAGUAACGCAUAGAAACUUCAGAGACCAGCUGGACCCAGCUCUGUGACAGCUGCUGUUUCCAUUGGCAACUAUCUGUGCUUUACACAUUUACAUUUAAUCAUUUAGCAGACGCUUUUAUCCAAAGCGACUUACAGGAGUUCAGGGAGCAAUAAAGCGAUAUGUCAUACAGGAGCAAUAAUACAAUAGAUGCUAAUACCAAGUUACUAGUUUCCACAUUUGUGGAAGAAAGUGUCAUUUAGUAGAACACCAGGCCAUUACUAGUAUAUACUAAAUAUUACUCAUAUUUGAAAAUCAAUAGAAUACAUGUACAGUGCUGACAUUUUUAGGUAGAAAACACGGCCUGCUAAACAAGCUUUGUUUGAGGCCUAAAAAUACCAAAAAUGAGUAUUUAAAAACUGCUGUUUUCUGAAACCCAACAAGAAAGUGUUAUUUUACCUUAUAUGGUUGAGAUCAGUGUUAAAAAAACAAGAGCUGUUUACACCGGUCAUUAAGGCCGUUUAGAGGAACAGCCAGUUCAGUAAUAAUUCUGGUAGUGUGGUUUCCAUCUCUGCACGUAAACAAACAUCAGUGCCUUACUUAAUCAACCAACAACAUAUAAACAAUUGGACAAGAGAGAAAACAUCCCUAUUACAUUUCUUAUAUACAGUAUGGUCAGUUUAAGGUUUGUUUGUUAAAAUCAGUUGCCCAAAAGAGAUACUGUAUCUCUUUGUGCUAUAUUAUAGACCAUUUUGCAAGAAGUAAGCAACACUGGUCCAGAAGAACUUCCUGUUUCAGUUUUGUCAGUUUUUAUUAUUUCACAUAUAUAAUUAUUCUUAAAAAAUGUUUAACAUAUUAAUUCAUUUCUUAACUUCUGUUAGUUGUAUUUUGUUCUACAGUUUAAAACAGGAAGUGCUUCUGGACCAGUGUUAUUUAUAUCUUGCAAAAUGGUCUAUAGUAUUCUAUAUACUAUAAAGCUGACUUAUUUGUUAAUAACCACAUAGUCAUAUCUUAACGCUGGGAUAACCAGUGGUCUUUUUACAUUGAUGAAACAUUUUGUUAAAUAAUGUACAUAAUGUAUAUUUACUAUAAAUAGUUAAAAGUAUAAAUAGUUUUAAUAUAAAAAGUUUAUAUACAGUGGUAAAGUUGUACAAGCGGUGUCCCAGACUUGGCCAUUGAGAAUAUAAUAUUAAGACUCUCCAACCAAAUUUCAGAUAGUGGUAAUGAGAAGUUAUUUUUUUCCAAAAUGAAUAUAGAUUUGAUAGAAUGUAAACACUGGGCAUUAUUAUUCAAUAUAAGUAUAAAAAACAUGAUUUCGGCAAACACCUGAUAUUUUUAUAUCAUGCAUUUUCAGUGUAAAAUAAUAAACUUUUGUCACAAAAGAUGUAUAUAAUCGAAUGCCAAAGAAUAGGCGUCUGUUUUCAUAUCUUUUAGUGUUAGUUUAAUGUAACCCCCACAAUAUACUGUAUUUGUUUAGGUACUAACCCACCACAAAAUUGAACAAAAUCAACAUUAAAAAAAUCAUUACCUUUUUGUGAAAAACAUUUUGGAAUUGUGUAUGAAUAUGCACAUAGAAACACUUUUAAAGUGCUAGGAAAUGUAUAAGUGCAAAGCCAGAAUAUUCCCACCGUCCAACUUUACAUGAAUGUUAUGAAAAUUAAAGUGCCAUAAUGUUGUGUAUACACAUUAUUACACGUCUUUAUUUUAGAGAUAAACUGAAGAAAGAAGGGAAUUGGUGGUAUUUGCUUUGCUCUGUGCACAUUAUAUUGUGUAUAUCCUCUGAUGUGAGAAUCACCUAAAUCUGUGUUUGUUUUUGCUAAAUGUACCUAUAGAAUGUAUUUUAUUUGAAACCAUAUGGUCAAUCUUUAAUGUAACAUGUAUGUAAAUGUAUUCUGUAAGAGAAGAGAGUAAGAAUUUAUACAUUUAUUUGUGUAUAAAGUUCUAUUUUUCCAGAGAUAUAUACAAAGAGCCACCCUAUAAUUCUAGCCGCAUACUGUGAAUUUUUGUGGGCAUAUUUCUAUAAAAUAUGUUUUCUCUAAAUCCAAACAUAAUCCUUAGUGCUGAAGUGAGCUGCAUUAUUGCAUUCACCUAUAUUUUUCUAACAUUACCUUACAAAAUCAUAUAUAAAAUGGUUUUAUUGUAGAUAUUAUAUAUUUGUACAACUAUCUUUUAUAAGAGAACACUAUUUUAAUUGCAAUAUAAAAUAUAUUUUGAUGCAAAUGUUCUAUCUCUCUUAAGGUCUUCAUUGUUGGUGUGUGUGGAGGGGGUCCACGUGUGGGUUAAAUCAAAGAAAUACAUUCUGUAACAGUUGUAUUGACAUCUAGGAAUGUUUAAAUCAAUGCUGUUAUUCAUAAAUGAGAGUUUAAAAUUCAUAGAUUGUAAUCAAUAGUCACUUAAUGGCUGUAGAGGUAACAAUGGCCUUAAUGGUUUUAUCUGGAAUAAAUAUCUCAAAGGCCUUUCUCUCAUUCCAGGACACACUCUUGUCUGGUGACAAACACUUUAUCUGUAAACUUAGGUUUAUUAUGACUGUUUUGGACUGCACACAUUGACGUUUCUGUAUACUAGAUGGUAAAACUGAUUGUCAGAGUAUUUCUUUCUGUUGUGCAUGAUUGAAACAUAUUUCAAAUCAUAUUCUUUUAUCUACCUCAUUUGUUUGUGUGUCUGUGUAUCUGUGUGCAUUUUGUUUUCUUGUCAAAGACGUUUACUGUACAUAUGGUGUACAGCUUAAUGUUUCAUCAAAUAUAUAACAAAAAUGUAAUGUUUUAUUUUGUCGAUUUGACACCUCCGAUGAAAGGAGAAACUGAAAAAUGUAAAUAUGACCCCACCAGAUUUAGAUUUUAAGAAUUUUAAGCUAUCUGGCUCUGAAAGUAAACAUUAUUUCUGUGUCCUUUGUGUAUUUGUGAAUAUAUCAUGCUGUAAAUAUGCAUGCUAAAUGUAUAUACCAAAUACAUUACUGUAAUCUUCUGUCAGCUUGUUUGUGUACUGAUUUCAAAGUAUGUGCCGGUACAGUACUAAACCUCACUUAUCAACAAAUUAUGGCCUGGUUCAGUAAUAGCACUGUUUACAAUAUCAGUAGCUGAUGAUUUUCAGUAUACACUGCAAAGUCUUCAUAAAAUACUUUACUUCAUAUGAUCUAAACUGUAAGUUUAUCUGUAAGGUAUUGUUAUCCUUUGUUAGGACUGUAUUGUCAUUGGACUCCUCAAAAAAUGAUUUCAUUACAUGACGUAGACCCUGUGGAGAUUUGGCAUCCACACUGAUAAGCAUGGACAUAAUUACAUUCAUAACAAAAUAAAGACCUUUUUUGUUAGAAAA
This is a messenger RNA of Triplophysa rosa, 6124 nucleotides long. It is a transcript of the gene tgfbr3, whose product is annotated as transforming growth factor, beta receptor III. The transcript is spliced from 16 exons. The coding region runs from base 308 to 2848 and encodes 846 amino acids. The record is from RefSeq and is a predicted model, not a curated record. NCBI's taxonomy places the organism in Eukaryota, Metazoa, Chordata, Actinopteri, Cypriniformes, Nemacheilidae.